Messenger RNA from Cryptomeria japonica (Japanese cedar), 1523 nucleotides. Its product is annotated as O-fucosyltransferase 1-like. The transcript has a single exon. Gene Ontology annotation, cellular component: endosome; trans-Golgi network; cytoplasm. Bases 201 to 1385 code for a protein of 394 amino acids. NCBI's taxonomy places the organism in Eukaryota, Viridiplantae, Streptophyta, Pinopsida, Cupressales, Cupressaceae. The record is from RefSeq and is a predicted model, not a curated record.
CAUUUUAAUUUCAUUAAUUGUCAAGUUACAUUAGUAAUUACUGUUAGAAGACAUAUGAAUCAUUAUGGUGGGUAAGUUAUACCAGUAAUUACUGUGAAAGAGAUAUGAAUCAUUAUGGUCAAGCUAAACUAUUGUUCCACAUUUAUGGUAGGUAAUAUUAAAAAAAAUCAGAACAUUUGAUUGAUAAAGAGUUUCUCAACAUGAAUGCAACACUUAUUUUGCCUGAGCUUGACACAAAUUCAUUUUGGCACGAUAAGAGUGGCUUUGCAGGUAUUUAUGAUGUUGAUCAUUUUAUCAACUCUCUUAAAUAUGAUGUAAAGGUUGUACAGAGUUUACCAGAAGUGCCAGUGACUGGGAAGAAGAAGAAAAAAAUGAAGCCUUUUCAGCUUCGUUCCCCAAGAGAUGCUCCUCCAAGUUGGUAUGAAACAGUUGCAUUGGAGAAGAUGAAAGAACAUGGUGCUGUAUACCUUACUCCAUUUUCCCAUCGUUUGGCAGAGGAGAUAGACAAUGCUGAAUACCAGAGAUUGAGAUGCAGAGUAAACUAUCAUGCUCUUAGAUUCAAAGAAGAUGUUAUGAAACUGAGUACUAGUAUUGUCAAUCGGCUUCGUUCAGAAGGUCAUUUUAUGGCAAUACACCUACGCUUUGAAAUGGAUACGCUUUCAUUUGCUGGGUGCUUUGAUAUCUUUAUUCCAGAGGAACAGGCUAUCUUGAGGAAGUACAGAGAGCAAAAUUUUGCAGAGAAACGACUUGUAUAUUCUGAAAGGAGAAUUAUUGGAAAAUGUCCGUUAACUCCAGAGGAGGUGGGCCUUAUCCUUAAUGCCAUGGGAUUUGAUAAUUCAACUCGCAUAUAUUUGGCUCCUGGCGAACUAUUUGGUGGUCAACGUUUCAUGAAGCCCUUGCAUGCCUUGUUUCCUCACCUGGAAAAUCGGAGAACAGUCACCUCUGCUAAGGAUUUGGCAGCAGUAAAUGCAGAUGGACGGGCGUUACUGGGCCCUGCAGUUGAUUACAUGGUCUGUCUUCUUUCGGACAUAUUCAUGCCAACAUAUGAUGGUCUAGGUAACUUUGCCAAUAAUUUAUUGGGACACCGUCUAUAUUAUGGUUUUCGGUCCACCAUUCAACCUGAUAGAAAAGCACUGGCUCCAAUUUUUAUUGAUCUUGAGAGAUCCCGCAAUCGGAACUUCGAAGCCCUGGUGAGGCUAGUAAUGCAGAAGACACCAUUUGGUGGUCCACACAAGCGGAUUCAUCCAGAGUCAUUUUAUACAAAUCCGUGGCCUGAAUGUUUCUGCCAAAUUUCUACAGGGAGUGUUGAGCACAAGUGUCCUACCAUAAAAUUCAUGGAGAUUGUGAAAAAUCAAUAUAAAUGGUCUGGAUGUGUUGUCCACUAAAAGUCUUUUGAAUCAUUCUUUCGAUGGAAAAUCAAUUAUGCACGGUGCAUAAUCGAUCUAGGAUGGAUUAGUUUUUUUGUUAACUCAGCACUCAUUGUGCUCCACUAAUAACGUUUAACAAUUUGAAAAAUAUAUCUU